AUGGGUAACUUCAUUGAGAGAGACAGAGAGAGAGAGAGUCUGCUAUGUAUCAAGUGUAGCUGUCCGCGCGGUCUCACAUGGGCUGUUCUCCGUCACGCUCUCUGGGUGAGCCCGGGAAACCACCUCUCUCUCAUCCGUUACUUCCACCGGGAUGGACACCAACAACAGAUCGAUGGAUGUCCUGGUGACAGACAGCUCAACGUUCUGCUGAAGCUGCUGGAACAGACUCUGAGCUUUCAUACUGAGACUAAGAAGACCUCUGUUAGGAACCUGCUGAAACAACUACAGCCCACAGUGACAGGACCAGACUACUUGUCCAUGAACACGUCAGUCUACAGACACGGCACCAGCUUUGUGGAAUCCCUCUUCGAGACCUUUGACUGUGACCUGGGGGAGCUGAAAGACAUGACAGAGGACAGGAAAGAGAAGCAGGACACACACACAGAGACACACACUGAAACAAUACCCUCAAAACAGCCGCCUCUCCCCCGCUCCUCAGAGACCCCUCCUCCCCUGCCCACCACCCCCCCUCCUGAGGCUUACUAUGAAGAGGCAGUACCUCUCAGCCCUGGCAAGCAGCCAGAGUACAUCACCACACGCGGGAGCUCCAGCCCUCCUGACUCCAUAGAAGAUGGUUACUAUGAGGAUGCAGACAACAACUCUCCUUCUACCUGCAUCAACGGACGACAACGUAAAAACUCCUACAAUGACUCUGAUGCUCUGAGUAGUUCCUAUGAGUCGUAUGAGGAGGAUGAAGAGGAAAGGGGAGCAGGACCAGGGUCCAGGCUGACCCACCACUGGCCUAGUGAUGAGAGCUCCAUGCUCCCUGUCAGAGACUGUAGGAUAUGUGCCUUCCUGCUGCGAAAGAAACGCUUUGGACAGUGGGCCAAGCAACUGACUGUCAUACGGGACAACAGGCUACAGUGCUAUAAGAGCUCUAAGGACGUGUCCCCGUAUGUUGACCUGCCCCUGACCCUGUGCACUGUUGUCUACGCCCCUAAAGAGGGACGCAGGAAGAGACAUGAGCUGAGGUUCUCUCCACCCAGUGGAGAGGCUCUGGUCCUGGCUGUGCAGAGCCGGGAGCAGGCACACAGGUGGCUCAGGGUGGUCCGUAAAGUGAGUCAGGGAAAAGGACCAGAAGAGUCCACUUCUCCCAUGAUGCCCAGAAAGACUGAGCUGGACAAGAGGCUGUCUGGUGAAAAAACUAUGUCAGACAGUGUUGAAGUGGCUACAGGAGAGAAUAACAGGGACAACAGAGAGAAUGGUAAGGUGAAGCGGGGGGCUCUAGCAGCAGGUCGUAAGAUAACACGUAUCAUCAGUUUCUCCAAGAAAAAGCACCUCCUACCUGGCGACGCACGCCCCCCCUCCCCGGAUACAGACCCUCGACGAGGAUACCUGUCUGUGUUGGUGAGCCAGGUAUGGAGGGACCAGUGGUGUUGUGUGUAUGGGGGUUCUCUCCACUUCCACCCUGACAGAGGAGACCCCCGGCCCUCCCUAGCCCCUCUACCCCUCCAUGGGUGUGAGGUGUUUCCAGGACUGGGACCCAAACACCCCUUUGCCCUCAGGAUACUGAAGGGGGGCACAGAGGUGGCUGCUUUGGAGGCGUGUAGUUCUGAUGAUUUGGGGCGAUGGCUGGGUGUUCUGCUGGUAGAGACAGGUACAGCCUCAGAUCCAGAGUCACUACACUACGACUAUGUAGACGUGGAAACCAUCGCUAACAUCAGAGAUGCCGCGAGACACUCUUUCCUGUGGGCCACAUCUUCUAGUAGCACUUCUACUGACUCCAGGACGUACGACGAGGUUCCCCAUGAGGGAGUGCAGCCUGGCGAGGAUGGGGGACCGAAGCAGAGGUCCAGUUUCACCAGUAGUGACUCCGGUAGGACCAAACCUGGUCUGGCCCUGAAACGCACGGGCUCCAACACCAAUCAGUAUGGCCUCUAUGGAAAAACACGAGCGGAGGAGGACGCUAAACUAUUCCUGAGAGAGAAAGAACACCUGGAGAGAGAGAGGGAUGGGAUACGGACCACUCUGCUGACACUGAGACAAGAGAGGAGAGAGAUGAAGGAGAGAUUUCAGACUGCUACAGAGGAGCAGAAGGGCUCCCUGAGUGAGCGUGUGUCCCAGCUAGAGGAGACGUGCCGGGGGAAGGAGAGUGAGAGGGUGGACCUGGAGCUGCGUCUCACCCAGGUUAAAGACAACCUGAAGAAGAGCCUAGCAGGAGGGGCUCUGGGGGCACCUGGGGAGAGCAAACCCUCCAGCAAGGUGUAUAGCAGGCCCUACUACUCUGAGUCUAUACCAGUCAGCUGUGUCUCUGCGGCCCGUGUGAAACAUCCUGUCUACUCAACAUCUAAAAGAACAGUCAUGCAGAAAGCCAAGGAAUGGGAGUCAAAGAAAUGCACCUAAGGCAUAACGAUGUUAAGGAAAGAUUGGAGAUGAUUGGAGGAAUAUCAGAGGGAGGAUGUGUCUUUCAGAUUGUUGUAGAGAUUUGGACGAAAUUGAAUAUUUGAGCCAGUGUACAGAAAGGAUAUGAAAUUAUACCUUAAUAAAUGACAAAGGGACAACGAGAGAUUUAAGGUGAGAAUGUUCCAUAGAACUGGAAGACAAUGCAGAUGGAAGAAAAACACAGUGAUUUACUGUAUGUGAUGUGCUUUAAAGGGAUACUUCCAGAUUUUGUAAAUUAAGACUUUUCCUAGCUCCAUGUCACUGGAAAUUCUUCUGUAGACUUCAGUGCAUUUCAGCUGCAAAAAUAGCUCCAGAACCGCCCUUCAACUUUCUUCAAACUACACACAGAGACAUACACUUGGUAUCCAUGAGUUCAUUUGACUCUGGGUAAGUAGAAAAAAGGGCUUAAUUGCCAAAAUCCGAAACUAUCCCUUUAACAUUGUUUUCCCUUAUCACCUCUAUCUGUACAGACAGAAGCAUCACCUCUAUCUGUACAGACAGAAGCAUCACCUCUAUCUGUACAGACAGAAGCAUCACCUCUAUCUGUACAGACAGAAGCAUCACCUCUAUCUGUACAGACAGAAACCAUACCUACUGUUUUGUCUAUAGGAUGAUUUUUACACUGCACAAUGUUCAUUUUACCCUCAAAUUGAGAUGUACUUUAUAAACAGUAUGAUGACAAAUAAAAUUGUGAUAAUAAUAAAUAUUAUCUGAACGAUGUA
Molecule: messenger RNA, 3164 nt
Organism: Oncorhynchus masou masou (cherry salmon)
Lineage: Eukaryota; Metazoa; Chordata; Actinopteri; Salmoniformes; Salmonidae
Product: actin filament-associated protein 1-like 1
Cellular component (GO): cytosol
Molecular function (GO): SH3 domain binding
Source: RefSeq, a predicted model, not a curated record